Messenger RNA from Hyposmocoma kahamanoa, 1371 nucleotides. It is a transcript of the gene wcd, whose product is annotated as U3 small nucleolar RNA-associated protein 18 homolog. Gene Ontology annotation, biological process: rRNA processing. The transcript has 2 exons. Lineage: Eukaryota; Metazoa; Arthropoda; Insecta; Lepidoptera; Cosmopterigidae. Gene Ontology annotation, cellular component: small-subunit processome; Pwp2p-containing subcomplex of 90S preribosome. Bases 58 to 1371 code for a protein of 437 amino acids. Gene Ontology annotation, molecular function: protein binding. The record is from RefSeq and is a predicted model, not a curated record.
GUGCAUGUGCCGUUUAUUGUAAUUCAUUAAUAAUUUUUUCAUAUAAACAUUAUAAAAAUGAAAAGGAAAGUUCCUGAUAUUGAUGGAGAAGAGUCAAGGUUAUCUAAUUUGCUUUUUAAUAAAUCUAAAAACAUUGUGGAGAAGUUACGAAGUUUAGAGCAGCUCGAGCCAGAUGUUGAUACUAAGCCCGCUUGGAGAGAUGAUGACGAUGAAGAAUUCCACUCGAAUAUCGUGCCAAAUGUCACAAACAAAGCUGCAUAUUCAGAGAAACUUAGGCAAAAGUAUGAAAAUCUCAUUGGAACACCUCACUGGGCCAAACUCGGUAAGAAACAAAAGCUUGAAGACGACGAUGAUAUCAUCAGAACAGUAGGACACUUGCAGAGAAAGAAAUCAACAAAUCUCCGAAAAGACAUUCUGGAUAUAAAAAGAUUUCCUAAGAUUAAUUCUGAGACUGGUAAUGAAGGGCCUAUUAUAUCUUGUGUCGAAUUUCAUCCUAAAGUUAGUGUAAGCUUGGUAGCAGGUCAAUCAGGUGUAAUUUCAUUGUUCUCCAUUGGUGGUGAUGUAAACAACAAGCUUCACAGUUUUAAAUUGAAGAAAUUCAAAGUGUCUGCAGCACAUUUUACCCCUGAUGGAUCAGAAGUGUUCAUCUCGUCUAAAGUAAACCACAACUACUGCAUAUACAAUCUAGUUAAAGCUGAGCCAAAACUGGUGCAAUUGCCACAGGUGGUGAAAAAACCAAGCAUAUUCCAAUUAUCAAAUGAUGGACAGUUUAUUGCUGCAACGAUAGGUUAUGAUGAAGUAUACUUGAUAUCUACGGUAUCUAGAGAACUUUUACGGUCACUAAAGAACAACACUAAAACUGAAUCAGUUGCGUUCAGUCAUGACAAUAAGCAGCUCUAUUGCUAUGGUACUCAAGGAGAAGUAACCAUAUGGGACUUGGCAACAUUUAGGGUGGUUAAAAAACUCUAUGACAAUGGUUGUGUAACUGCUUCUUGUAUUACUGCAAGUCAGUGUGGGAGGCUGUUAGCAACAGGCAGUGGUGAAGGCAUUGUGAAUGUCUAUGAAACCUCCAAAUUAACUACAACUGAUCCACUACCAUUGAAAAGCAUUUCAAACCUGAGAACCAAGAUUACCAGUCUUCAAUUCAAUUCUACAUCUGAAAUACUGGCUAUGUCAUCUGGAUACUAUCCCAAUGCUGUGAAGCUGGUCCACAUUCCUUCCUAUCAUGUGUUCUCGAACUUCCCCAAGCAAAGUUCAAAUCUGUACCAAGUUGACAAGGUCAGCUUCUCACCCAAUAGUGGGUUCAUGGCUCUGGGUAAUAAUAAAGGAAGUGCUUUUCUGUAUAGACUUAAACAUUAUAAGAAUUAUUAA